AUGCAGCGGGAAGCAAAGUCCUCCUCUCCGUGUUGUUGCGGCUGUCCUCACGCGAGUGAAACGGAAUUCUACCAAAAUGCGGACUCGAAUCCUUUGCCGCAGCUCUACUUCUACGCCUGUGGCAAAUCCAGGCAACACCCCAUGAAGGGAGGCCCGUUCAAGUCUACCAAUGCCGAUGCUUUUCUCAUCGAUCGCCAGGUGCUUGGGAUCGCGGAUGGAGUCAGCUCUGUCGAGGCUGAAGGCUACGACCCAGCCCGUCUGCCCGUCGAGCUCCUCACAGAGUGUUCGCUCGCGUGCCGCUCCCGCCAGCAAUGCCCUUCUGUGUAUGAUGCAGAGUCGGAGAACUUGUGGGCGGCGUGGGGACUCAAUCAUUUCGUCCCGCAGCAGUUUCCACUUCACAUUCUCUCUCGCGCGCAUGCGUCGUGUUCAAGCUGGGGCGCCACAACCUGCGUUCUGUCGAUCCUCGAGCAGAAUUACCUCUGGACAGUGAAUAUUGGCGACAGCCAAGCCCUGUUGCUUCGCCGAACGAAUACGCCUCCGCGGGCGGUUCCCGUGGAUCAAUACAGUGAGCACGAACUGUGUCACAGUUCGCGGAGCAGGAUUGGCGACCUUUCGCAGUGUGGUGGCUACCAAGUUAUCCACAGGGUCUCGCCGCAGCAACACUUUUUUAAUUGCCCCUUCCAACUGACGCGGAUGCCCGAUGUAGACUGCUCCGUGGGCGAAGUCUUGCGGCGGACCGCAGAGUCCGCCGAUGUCUCCGGACAUGAAGUCCAGGCCGGCGAUAUCCUUGUGAUGGGAAGUGACGGCCUUUUCGACAACCUCUUUGAUGAAGACAUAUUACAAGUCGUCAACCAACUCUGUUGGGGGCGAAGUCGACCCGGCGAAAUACCAAGCACCGAGCCGCAUCUCGUCGCCGAAAAGCUGCUGGAGAUGGCGAUGGACGCGGCCAGCGCCCCCACUGGGCCGGAGAAAGCAAAGCUCACUCCGUACGCGGAGGGGGCGUACAUUGAGUUAGGAAAACGACUUUACGGCGGGAAACCGGAUGAUAUUACAGUUGUCGUCGGUUACGUCCUUGACCGGCGGCAGAGCAGCGAAGGCACGGAGGGAGAUGCAAGCAGGACUGCGGCUCUGGAUCCCGCGGGGCGUUCCACGAGUCCGCCAGCAGAUCGUUGCUCUUAUGGAAUUAUGGACAUAUCCGGGCCGGUCGCAGCCGACAAAGCUGCUAGCCGGGUGACGAAUUGCUCAACCCAGCUCUACGCUCAGCGCUUCGAGCAUCAAAACGGCUACGGAGCCUAUCCAGGAACGGCUGGACCUGCUCGCGCAUGGUUCACCUUGCAACCAGCAGGAUCUUACCGAGGCGUAGAGCAACAAACCUUUCUCCAGUCUCUGAAAGAAAGCCACCUCUCUGCGGUACCCCAGUGGGACACGCCGUACGCGUCUCUGGCUGCCACCGUAGCCUCUUCACGUCGAAGCUUUCCACCCAGCACAGCAAGGUGGCCAAUUGUGGCUCCUCCUGCGUGUGUUGCCUCAGUUCACGCAUUGCCGCCAGCGUUCAACGCGGCGCCGUGA
Messenger RNA from Besnoitia besnoiti, 1569 nucleotides. RefSeq names its product protein phosphatase 2C domain-containing protein. Bases 1 to 1569 code for a protein of 522 amino acids. The transcript has 3 exons. Lineage: Eukaryota; Apicomplexa; Conoidasida; Eucoccidiorida; Sarcocystidae. The record is from RefSeq and is a predicted model, not a curated record.